Molecule: messenger RNA, 1811 nt
Organism: Cuscuta epithymum
Lineage: Eukaryota; Viridiplantae; Streptophyta; Magnoliopsida; Solanales; Convolvulaceae
Source: the annotation of a GenBank genome assembly
GGGCGGACAAAAGGAGAGGGAGGCUGAACAUGACAUGUUUGUGAACCAAAUGGACCCUCUCCCCAUUUUUUUUUUGAUUGAGGUAUCUUGCUCAAUCAUCCCACAUGCCAACCCACUCCUAUCCUUUGACUUUUGAGGCUAAGUUAAGGCCAAGAUAACAUUUCCCCAGCUCCCAUUCGAACUCCCCAAGAUAAGAGGGAAGAAGAGAGCCACACAACCUAAAAGAGCAAGGAGAAAGCAAACUGCCCGCAGGUUUCUCCUCCAGUGAAAGGGUUACUUGUUUGUUUCAUAUCUCGAGUUAUACACAUCCAAAUAAGGCGUACGAGAUACCAACAGAAAGCUCUCAAGACGAGGAAUCCGUGAAGGUCUGGUUUGCAUCAAUCGGAGUAGUGGAAGGCUUCCAAAUUGACCGAGCAAAACACGACCUCGCAGGAAACGCUUUUGUAGUCAAAGAAUCGAGUUAGCCGGAAAACACCCGUUCUAGGGGCUGUUUUCGUAUCAACGAUUCGGGGUUGAAAUAGCAACUUGAGGAGGCUGUUUAGAACCCAUUUUCAAGCAAGGAACUAGUUCCCAAUCUUCCUUGGCCGAGGCUUUGGUCAUUGGAUCGAGAAGGGAGGUUUUAAAGCUCAUUUGAGGUUGAGGCUAGAGCUUGCUUCCUGUGCUCGUUGCUCGAGAGAUCAUAUAGGAGGGAAGACUUGGUUCGUGCUUCCUCCAUUCUGUUUUUAAACAUUAACAAACAUGCUCAUGGGUAUUUUACUAUAGAGCCUGCGUGCUCAUGAAUAGCCCGGCGUGGCCUUUUUGUUUUAAACAAUGUUUUCCGCUGCAUUAUGAAUUACUUAUUAUGUUUGUUUAUGGAUGUAUAUGUGUGAAUGAUAUUCAAGACGCCUUGUAUAAUAUGAAUGUGUUGGACUGCGGUUGACUAUUCGUAUUGUACGACGGGUUGUUGACGUGUCCGGAUAGGUCCGGGGCGUGACAGAUAAAGUGAAGGUAAAAAACUAUAUAGUGAUACAUGACCUUACUAAAAAAAGUAUGGAGGUAUUCAGAACCUCAUGAAACACAAUGAGCAGUUAUAUAGCUUUGGAAAUACUCCAACUGGUGGUGUGGCUCUACCAUUUAUAUUGGUUCAGGUAGAGACGUAGAGUUGUAUUUUUUCAUUCUGUUUUUAAUUUUAAUUUUGCAGGUUUAGUCAUUGGCAUCAUUGUAUUAGGCAUCAUUGGUGUUGGAAAUUCAGCCCGGUUAAAUGUCAGGUUUGUAAAGGAGGCAAUGAAUCGACCCUGCACUUGUUUUGGAACUGCCCUCUAGCACAAGAAGUCUGAAAAACUUUGGUUUGAGCCUGCCAAGAAUGUGGACAGAUCUGUUGCAAUGGAUUGGGAAGAUUUUUAACACUUUAUCAAAGGAGAAAAGUUGCAGGUUUGUUAUGUUACUAUGGGGCUUAUGGAAGAACAUAAAUGAUACUGUCUGGAAUGGAAAUUGUGGUUCUACCAGGGGAGUGAAGUGCAUGGCAGAAGCUCUACUUAUGGGAUGGCAAGCUUCACAAGAAAAGGGAAGGAAAGGGGUUGUCCAUGUGCCUUCACAGGGGGUUGUUAGAUGGACAAGUUACAGGGGAAAUCUUUCCAACUUAAACUUGAAAGAAUUCACUUUGAUGCUUUGUUUGUUUAUCGGUUUUUUCUUUUAUGUGUUCGGAUUAUUUUCCCUUCUAUAAUCACACGUUUAGCACUUUAGAACACAGUUUGUAACCCUUGUUUCUUUAGUCUUGCAGAAUACUACUUUCGAUUUUAAAACAGAUUUAUUAUGAAUUCUAUUUUGAAUAG